AACAAAGGUAUGGAAAAGGUGAAGCUAUUCGCAACAUGGUCAAGCCCGUUCGUUAAAAGGAUCAUUUGGGCAUUGAAAUUGAAAAACAUUGAGCAUGAAAUCAUAUACGAAGAUCUUGCCAAUAAGAGUCCCGAACUCUUAAAGUACAACCCUAUUCACAAGAAGGUACCUGUACUAGUGCAUAAUGAAAUUCCCAUAUGUGAAUCGCUUGUUAUUCUUGAGUAUAUCGACGAGACAUGGAAGGAUGCUCGUCCCUUGUUACCUAAAGAUCCUCUCGAUAAAGCCAACCAACGUUUCUGGGCCAAAUUCAGUGAUGACCAGGUUUUGCCAUCAUUCUAUGGUUAUAUUAUGAAGCAAGGGAACGAGAAAGAGGAAGCGAAAGAAACAACAUUGGCCCAUCUAAAACGAGUAGAACAACUGGUAAGUGAAAAGAAAUUCUUAAGUGGGGAAAGCGUUGGAUUCUUAGAUCUGGCUUUCGGGUGGCUGGCUGAAAAUUCGCGUCCCUUAGAAGUGAUAACCGGUCUCAAACUGUUUGAUGAAGAUACAUUUCCAAACUUAUGUGCAUGGAGGGAUAAGUUCCUUGAGGUCCCUGCAAUUAAAGAAAGCUGGCCUGAUCAAGAAACUCUUAUAGCCAAGUAUCAAGAAAUCAACUUAAGUAAAGGCAAAUAAGUUCUACAACACAUGUUUCAUGAGAGGGUCACUGUGACAUGUUUUAUUUUGGUUUUGAAUUAUAUAAUAAGUCCUUGUUGAAUUUUCUAAAAUGUUUUUAGAGGGUACGGCCACAUUAAAUAUUGAAUUUGCUAUGUUGUUUGGUUAAAAAAUAUUCGAUUACACUAACACUUUAGGGGUAGUCGAAUCAGAAGAGUAUGUUGAUCACAUUGAUUAA
Messenger RNA from Helianthus annuus (common sunflower), 886 nucleotides. RefSeq names its product glutathione transferase GST 23. The record is from RefSeq and is a predicted model, not a curated record. Gene Ontology annotation, biological process: glutathione metabolic process. NCBI's taxonomy places the organism in Eukaryota, Viridiplantae, Streptophyta, Magnoliopsida, Asterales, Asteraceae. The transcript has 2 exons. Gene Ontology annotation, cellular component: cytoplasm. Gene Ontology annotation, molecular function: glutathione transferase activity. The coding region runs from base 10 to 669 and encodes 219 amino acids.